UCCAGCUUCUGAGACAUCUGAGACUUUUCUUUCGAUAUGUGACGUUCGGAUAGACUUGGCGUCGUUCAGAGCAGGUCUUGUUGCGCAACCGAUGCAAAGGGAAAGCGAAAGGGCUGACCGUCUCAUUUCCCUCGACGGGAGCUACUUUAGUAUGCCGCCCCGGACCCCCACUUCGGGUUGACCCACAACACACACACACAAAUUACAAGAUGUUAUGGUGGGUCUCGACUUCAAGGCCGAUUUCUCCGUUGUCACAUUUUUAUUCCGAAACCGCUCCUGACGGCCACGGAAUUGGAGACGCACACCACAGUGGUAUAUAUCUGUAUUCCACGUCUUCUGACAAAAGUUCUACGACGCGAGCAAGUACUGAUUCGAUAUCUCGCUCCCACUCAACCUGUGUCACCACGUCGGACUAAUUGAGCUGAUAGCCCCGUCAUGGAUGACCACGAACUGCAAGCGAUCAAUCCUCGCGAGGUUGAAGUCGACUCUGACCCAAACGAACAAAACCUUCCAAGGGUAGAUGGUGGCAAAGAUGCAUAUCUGGUCCUGGCAUCUGUCUUUGUACAGGGAGCCUUGAUCUGGGGCUUUGUGUACGGAUUCGGUGUUUUCCAAGAAUACUAUUCGCGACAGCCGCAGUUCGCCGGUAACGUGUCGGGCCUUGCUGCUAUUGGCACUACAGGAUCGGGCAUCAUGUAUCUCACAUCGCCGCUUGUGUAUGGCUUCUUCCAGUGUUAUCCAGAAUGGCGUAGGACCGUCAGCCUGAUUGGCUUUGCUAUUAUGCUGUCCGGCAUGGUGGGCGCUUCAUUCGCAAAUUCGGUUGCACAAUUGCUCGUUACGCAAGGAGUUCUAUAUGGCCUGGGAGGCUCACUGCUAUUCUUCCCGGUCUAUUCUUACCUCGACGAUUGGUUCGUCAAGCGCCGCGGCUUAGCAUUCGGCGUAAUGAUUGCGGGCGAUGGAACCGGGGGUGUGGUCAUUCCCUUGAUAACACAGUGGAUGCUUGACAGAUGGGGUUUCCGAACGGCGAUGCGCGCGUGGUCCAUUAUCAGCUUCCUCUUCGUCUCUGCGUCGCUGAUCUAUUUGAAGCCUCACCCAAACGCUCGAAAUACUGCCGCACCAGUUUCCCGAGGCUUCGACAUGCGUUUUCUCAGGAGUUCCGCUUUCUGGAUUCUCCAGGCCGGAAACAUUUGUCAAGGGCUGGGUUACUUCAUGCCGAUCCUGUAUAUGCCCUCCUUUGCUGCUGCCCGGGGUUGGUCUAGCAUCACCGGUACUAUCGCUGUCUCUCUGUGCAACAUAUCCAUUGUUGUUGGCGCCACCGCGACUGGAUGGAUCGUUGAUCGAUACCAUGUUACUACGGCCAUCAUGAUCUCUUGUGUGGGAACCAUGAUGGCUGUUUUCAUCUUUUGGAGUUUCUCGAUUUACCAGCCUAUGUUGUUUAUUUUCGCAAUAACCUACGGAGUCUUUGCCGGCGGCUUCCCUGCCACGUGGUCGGGCUGCGCCAAUCCGGUACGCCGGAAGUACCCUGUCGAGAAUGGCAUGAUUGUGGCACUGUUUACAGCAGGCAAAGGGAUAGCCUCCGUGAUUUCUGGUCCAGUUAGCGGAGCAUUGGUCGAAGCCGACACAUGGAAGGGCCAAGUAGGGUUCGCGUAUGGCAGUGGAUACGGGUACAUGAUAAUCUUCUCGGGUAUCACCGCGUCAUUUGCAAGCAUUGGAUGGAUAGGAAAACGAUUAGGGGUGGUUUAGCAACUAGAGGUCUGAUAUACUUGGAGAUUCCGGUCAAAGUAGUGCUUCGCACAGUGACUGUAGAGGCACAUUUGGCGACAGAA
Molecule: messenger RNA, 1823 nt
Organism: Paraphaeosphaeria sporulosa
Lineage: Eukaryota; Fungi; Ascomycota; Dothideomycetes; Pleosporales; Didymosphaeriaceae
Product: MFS monocarboxylate transporter
Exons: 3
Coding region: 436-1740 (434 amino acids)
Biological process (GO): transmembrane transport
Cellular component (GO): fungal-type vacuole membrane
Molecular function (GO): transmembrane transporter activity
Source: RefSeq, a predicted model, not a curated record